AUGGAGAACGAAUUGACGCCGAGCUUCGCGCCGUUCUUUGGCAUGAGCGGUAUUGCAUUCGCCAUGAUAUUUGGAUGUGUUGGAGCUGCCUACGGGACGGCCAAGUCCGGCAUAGGCAUUGCGGGCGUUGGAACAUACAGGCCAGACUUGAUCAUGAAGUCCCUGAUCCCCGUCGUCAUGUCCGGUAUCCUGGCCGUGUACGCCCUCGUGAUUUCAGUCCUGAUCGCGAGUGACAUACGGCCGCCCCCUACCAAGAACUACUCGCUAUAUGCUGGAUUCUUGCACAUGGCUGCUGGGCUGUCGGUAGGGCUGGCUGGGUUGGCCGCAGGAUAUGCUAUUGGAAUCGUGGGCGAUGUGGGCGUGCGAGCAUACAUGCGCCAGUCGAGGAUCUUCGUCGGCAUGGUGUUGAUUCUGAUUUUCGCUGAAGUCUUGGGCUUGUAUGGACUCAUUGUUGCUCUUAUCCUCAACACCCGAGCGAGCGGUUGA
Lindgomyces ingoldianus is the source of this 486-nucleotide messenger RNA. Its product is annotated as vacuolar ATP synthase-like protein 16 kDa proteolipid subunit. Gene Ontology annotation, cellular component: proton-transporting V-type ATPase, V0 domain. The transcript is spliced from 7 exons. NCBI's taxonomy places the organism in Eukaryota, Fungi, Ascomycota, Dothideomycetes, Pleosporales, Lindgomycetaceae. Gene Ontology annotation, biological process: proton transmembrane transport. The record is from RefSeq and is a predicted model, not a curated record. Gene Ontology annotation, molecular function: proton-transporting ATPase activity, rotational mechanism. The coding region runs from base 1 to 486 and encodes 161 amino acids.